Molecule: messenger RNA, 1305 nt
Organism: Sphaerodactylus townsendi
Lineage: Eukaryota; Metazoa; Chordata; Lepidosauria; Squamata; Sphaerodactylidae
Gene: MRM2
Product: mitochondrial rRNA methyltransferase 2
Exons: 3
Coding region: 163-912 (249 amino acids)
Biological process (GO): RNA methylation
Cellular component (GO): mitochondrion
Molecular function (GO): rRNA (uridine-2'-O-ribose)-methyltransferase activity
Source: RefSeq, a predicted model, not a curated record
GAGCAGCCCGGGAAGUGGAGCCGGGGGCCUCAUUGGGCGGCGGAAGUAAACAAGCGGAGCUGAGUUUCCGGUCGGGGCACUUUGAGAAACGGACCAAAUUGGUCCGGUUGCUAUAACUGUCCCCGGCUUUUGUUUCCGGAAGUGGUGGAAAAUCGUGGGGCGAUGAGCCGGUAUCGGAGGUUACCAAGCCUUUGGCUCCAGUCCUUACAAAUCCAUACAGCGUCACGAUGUCUGAAAAGCAGAACAGGGGCAGAACACCGUUGGCUGGAGCGGCAUUUCAAGGACCCGUUUGUCAAGGAAGCCAAGCAGUUGAACUAUCGUUGCCGGAGCGCCUUCAAGCUUCUGGAAAUGGAUGACAAACACAACAUCCUUCGCCCGGGGCUUUGUGUGUUAGACUGUGGCACAGCUCCCGGUGCUUGGGCACAGGUUGCAGUCCAAAGGGUCAAUGCUGCUGGCUCGGAGCAAGAUGUCCCCACUGGCUUUGUUCUUGGGGUCGACCUUCUUCACAUUUUCCCUCUGGAAGGAGCCGUCUUUCUGCCCCAUUCUGACGUCACCGACCCAAGCACCCAAAAGAAGAUCCAGGAAGCCCUUCCCAAAGGCAAGGCAGAUGUUAUCCUGAGCGACAUGGCGCCCAACGCAUCUGGGAUCCGAGACAUCGACCACCAACACAUGAUCGCCUUGUGCUUGUCCCUGGUGGAUCUGGCCCGGUGUGUUUUGGUGCCCGGCGGGACCCUGCUUUGUAAGCUGUGGGACGGUUUGGAAAGCCGCCGCCUUCAGAAGAGAUUGACGCAAGACUUUACGGAAGUGAGAACCUUAAAGCCACAAGCUAGCAGGAAGGAAUCGUCUGAGAUGUAUUACCUGGCGAAAUCGUACCGGCCUCAGUGUUUUAAAAAUGACGCAGCCAGUGCUUAGCAUGGUCUCUUAGUCAAAGUUUCAGUGAUUCGAUUGCCGGGGCCUGUGUGUGCCUCCUUCUAUCAGCUGGCAAUGUUGUGGAAACUGAAAGCAAUGUGGAAGUGGCGAAAUUUACAAAUUAUGUUAGUCCGGAUGCCGUCCAAAGGGUAACUUUAUGAACUGUAGAAGGGGUGUAGAGAUUAUCACAAUAGAUCCACCAAUCUGUUUGUACCUGUUGUUACCAGAUAUUGCUUGCUCAAAGUACCUCUGGUCUAAACACAAAAGACAAUGGAGUGCAAUUAAGUAACUUGGUAUUUUAGCAAUAAUUGUUUUUAAAAAACCCCGCUCAUAUUGAUUGUAAAGCUGUUAGGAACAGGGAAUAGUUUUGUGAAUAAUAAACAAGUUCAGCCUUGA